Aspergillus fischeri NRRL 181 is the source of this 837-nucleotide messenger RNA. RefSeq lists its product as uncharacterized. The record is from RefSeq and is a predicted model, not a curated record. The transcript has a single exon. NCBI's taxonomy places the organism in Eukaryota, Fungi, Ascomycota, Eurotiomycetes, Eurotiales, Aspergillaceae. The coding region runs from base 1 to 837 and encodes 278 amino acids. Gene Ontology annotation, molecular function: carbon-sulfur lyase activity.
AUGGCAAAUAUAACUCCCUAUAUCCGGCCCGAAUCGCCAGCAAAGAGAUACUUCUGCAGUACAUGUGGUUGCCAAAUUGGCGGUGAACUGAUGGAAACUGGUGACUGGGUGAUCUCGACGGCCAUCUUCGACGCAAACCGUGAUGAUACUGGGAUCUGGGAUAUCAAAAAGCAUAUAUAUACCGAGCCUACGCUGGAUGGCGGGUUAGCGGAGUGGCUACCACGAACCGGGGAGAAGGAGAUGACAGUGUGGAAUCCGCCAGACGACACAAUCGAUCAUCCGCAAGAAACCGACGGAAAACUACUGGCGCAAUGCGACUGCGGAGGUGUAUCAUUCCAAUUCUCCCGUCCAACACAGGAAAUCCUCGAUGACCCAGAGAUGAGAUACAAGUGGGUAUCCCCCGUCGAUGAGUCGAAAUGGAUUGCUUGUUUGGAUGCUUGCGAUACUUGCCGACUCACAGACGGGGCUCAUGUGAUAGCCUGGACGUUUAUCCCAAAGAAGCUCAUCACGCCGCAGAUCCCGGAUGAUCUACUCCUCGGUUCGUCCAAAGGCUAUGUCUCCAGCAAAGGAGUGCGGAGGACGUUUUGCGGUACUUGCGGUGCGACGGUCUUUUACGACUGCGAUGGACGGGAGGACAUCGUGGACGUGGCGAUAGGACUUCUCCGGGCGCCUGAGGGUGCCAAAGCGGAGAACUGGCUGACGUGGAGGACGAAGCGAAUGGCCUUCCCGGAGGAUGGGAUGCGGUAUGAUCCUGUGUUGACUGAGUCGCUACGACAAGGAUUCGAGGAGUGGGGGAAGCGGAAACAUGGAGACUUGCUUGAUAUUACCAUCGGAUAG